Erpetoichthys calabaricus (reedfish) is the source of this 1467-nucleotide messenger RNA. RefSeq lists its product as uncharacterized. The transcript is spliced from 5 exons. Lineage: Eukaryota; Metazoa; Chordata; Cladistia; Polypteriformes; Polypteridae. The record is from RefSeq and is a predicted model, not a curated record. Bases 1 to 1467 code for a protein of 488 amino acids.
AUGUAUGUGAAAGAAGAGGACAUCUUAGAGUUCAUACAGCCUAUCCAGUGCCGAAAACUGCUCAAUGCCUGGAAACAUCACGAACAAGAAAGUAGCAUUUUGGCUGAGCAAUUUGUUCAACCUAGCUCUCCUCUACAUUCACCACAAACAAGCUCCUCAGGCUCCUCAGUAAGUAGCAUGGGAUACAGUGCAUCUUCUACCAGUGUGUCUCCUGUGUUUGUUACCUGGCCUGAAACCUUUCAAGUACCCUGGGACUCAUUGCCAACUGGUAUACAAAUGGCUAUUGCAAAAUGCCAGAGACCUUCACCUGCUGACCGAAGACAGAUAAUAAGGGUCCUUGCUGAUGAAAUAAGAACACAUGAAUCAAAUCCCACCAGAUCACAAUUCCUUAUAGUUGUUCGCCAAAUAGUCAAGCAGUAUCCAAAGAGUUUUGCAGACAUGAUUGGUGACAAGCAGAUUGCAGGUGGAUACGCUUCUCUUCUGUCACAGCUCAAAGUGAACAUAGAGCAUCUGAACCGGAGCAACACACUAAGUCACCAUCGGAUCCAGAGUAAUGAGAGUGGAACCAUUAAAAAGAGAAGCACCACAGACUCCUAUGGUUGCACACGAUGGCAGCCUGAACUUACAGCUGGUGAAAGUUAUGACAGCCUUGAAGUGAAGCGUCAAAGAAUGGAGGAGAUAUUUCUUCAUGAAGGAAGUACUGGAGCAGACAGAGGAGAAGUUCGUAAGUUGAUGGAGGAAACCUAUUGCUACCAGCAUCGAAUGAUAAAUGCCAUCCCAUCUCCUACCAUUGCCAAUUUGAAAACAAAAUGGCCGUACCUCUUCAUACAGAGGUAUAUGUAUAGUCAUUUUGAACUACUCACUGACAGAAAUGUCCUCAGCCAUUUGGAAAUGUCAUUCAAAGAAUGUGGAAAACUCAUUACUGAGUAUUUUAAAACCAAGCCAACUAAUGCCAUUGUUCAGAAUGUCCUAACCAGGGGUGAAGAGGAUGUGGCUGCCUGUGUCUUGCAGCUACUCCUUGCACAUUUUGAGGAGAAAAUGGAUGGGCUCAUCCUUCAAGCAGAUGCAUUUGCCACUUCAGCAGACAUCCAGGGAACACUCAACUUGCCUGGCAGUCCUCGACUGAUCAUUUUUGGUCAAACACUAAGUAACCAGCGGUGGAUGGUGAGCAUUGAAGGUCGCGUUGUAUGUGAGGGAACACAACCCAGCUUUGUCUCUGGACUUGCAGCUGUAUUUGCUUCAUAUUACAAUUUCAACCUCCAGUAUCAAGAAGAGGCUGCAUGCACCCUUGAGUUUGUUCAAAGACGAUUUAUUGACAUCAACCCUGAACGAGGGUCCAAGACCAAGCAAGGAAAACUUAUAUCCAAGAAGACUGGCCAAGUAGUCCAAAAAAAGAAAAGCACAGUAAACCCUCAUGUUUCCUCUCUACUUAGUAAGUUAAUGGACUUUGAAUGGAAUUUUGUCUGA